UCUUUGAGAGAUAUUUUAAACAUAUAAAAUCGUAAUUGUGAGUCCUAUAAAAACCGGGAAGAAAUUAUCUAAGAAAGGGAAAAAUGGGGAAGUUGCUUAAGCGAAUGAGAGCGUUGAUGAUCCUCACCGGCUUAUUUUUCAUGCUGUACUUCGGCCUUUAUCCCCUGACGAAAUUUUAUGAGGAAAAACCAGUAGUCGAGAAACCCAGGGAAGUAGUCUUCAUCAACACCUCCGAGUGCCGCAUAAUUGGUCGAAGGAAAUCAGCAAGGUUCUCCACUGCAAUUGAACCCGUCCACAAGUUGCGAUGCCGAAUGCCCCAACUGAUGAUUGCGAAAACGAAAGGAGGCCGUAAUGUCCUGGUUGCCAUAAAUGCUCAAGAGGAUCUGAAGUGCAGAUAUUGGAUACAACCGGAAGAGGAUAUUCGAUUUGAAGAGUAUCCAAUGGAUGGACACUUCGAAUUAAAACUUGGAGUGAACAAAGAAGUUAAAGUCGGAACUGGCGAGCAAAUAGUUCGCAUUAAGUGUUUGAACAAACUGAAUGAAAGCAAGUAUCACGAUGUGCAUUACUUCUUGCCACCGCCUGAUACAAGUUCGAAAACCAGAGGAACUCCUGAAAAACUAUCUGUGAUGGUGAUGGGUAUCGACUCUACUUCCCAGUUGCACUUUCUGCGUUACUUCUACUUCCUGAGGGGCUUUGUGGAAAGCAUGCCGCACACCCAGUUCUUCGGGUACAGUCGAGUGGGAUUGGAUGCCUAUGCCAACGCAAUGCCUCUUCUGAGUGGCUUAAGUGUGAACGAAGUGAACCCGGAACUGCUUUCUUCCAAGGAGGCUCUUCUGUGGCAGAUAUUCAAGGACGCAGGAUACAGCACUGCCUACGGAGAGGAUGUUGCUCAUGGCAUCCUUGAGAGAAACAAGGAGAAGUGGGGCAGCAGACCGUACACCGACUUUGAUCUAACGCCUGUGAUGAUCGCGAUGGAUAACUACACGCGGUACAGCAUCGAUUUGAAGGAGAUGCUCCACUGCACCGGAGGACGCACUUUUAAGAGCAUCCUUGACGAGUUCAUAGCGAAACUAGUGCCUCACAUGCAGGAUAGACCCUUUUUCUCCUUCUUCUGGCAGUCGCAGGGAGUCGAGGAGUACUACGAAUUCGGCCAGAAACUGGAUCUUUCCUACAUGAUGCUCCUGAAGAAGUUGCUAGACGCGGAUGUUCUGAAUAACACUUUGCUCUUCCUGGUUUCCGACCACGGACUACGGGCUGGAAGGUAUCGCAUGGGCUUCCAGGGAUUGAGGGAGGAGUCGCAACCCCUUCUGGUGGCCCUGUACCCCGAGUGGCUCAAGGAGAAGUACCCCUUGGCCUUUGAGAACCUCGAGAAGAACGCCCACAGCCUGAUUACACCCUUCGAUCUGCACGAGACUAUAAAGGAUGUGCUUGAUCUGGACCAGUUGCAGAAUGCCAGCAUUGAAGUCAGGAUGAACAGUCUGCUGCCUUAUCCCGCAAAAAGGACUCCCCGGGGAGUGAGUCUCUUCCUUCCGAUUCCCGAUCACAGGACCUGCGACCUGGCUCACAUUCCCUCGCUCUUUUGCUUCUGCCGCGAGCUCACCGAAAUUCCCACGGACGACGGGUUGGUCCUGCGGUGCAGUCGCUUCCUGGUGGAGUCCAUCAACAAGAUGGUGAAGCCACUCGGAAAGUGCAGGCAACUGAAGCUGCACAGGGUCCUUCAGGCCUACUUCGUGGACCUCGGCGAGGAGUCCUUCGUCUACGAGCUGCGGCUGAGGAUCCGAACCACUCCCGGCAACGGAAUGUUUGAGGCCACCGUCCGUCUGUCGGACGUUCUACUGUUGACCAGCCCCAUCAGCCGGAUCAACCAAUACCUGGGCCACUCCCACUGCCUCAGCGAUCCGGACCUUAAACUAUUUUGCAUUUGCAUUUAAGCUGUUUUGCUAUGCAUUCAAUACGAAAUAUAUUCACUCGCUGCAUCCUAA
Drosophila ficusphila is the source of this 1982-nucleotide messenger RNA. RefSeq lists its product as uncharacterized. The record is from RefSeq and is a predicted model, not a curated record. The coding region runs from base 84 to 1931 and encodes 615 amino acids. The transcript has a single exon. Lineage: Eukaryota; Metazoa; Arthropoda; Insecta; Diptera; Drosophilidae.